Molecule: messenger RNA, 1686 nt
Organism: Oncorhynchus masou masou (cherry salmon)
Lineage: Eukaryota; Metazoa; Chordata; Actinopteri; Salmoniformes; Salmonidae
Product: cytochrome b5 domain-containing protein 1
Exons: 4
Coding region: 222-869 (215 amino acids)
Biological process (GO): cilium movement
Source: RefSeq, a predicted model, not a curated record
CUGAUUUCAGUGUCGUGCUGUCUUUGCCAGACGCUUCCGUGGUUACCACAGUAACGGAGCUCCAGCUGUUCGUGUGUACACUCGUUGAUACAAUAGCGAGUGAGCUUGCACAUAAACAAUAUACGUUACUUGUUAUAUCUCUGACAUAUGCUCAGUUGUUACAUUUUACAUUACCUUUUAUAGCUCUACAUAAAUUGGGUAAAUUUGCGGAAGUAAUACAAAUGCGGCCAACAAAGUAUUUCACCCCAACAGAGGUGUCCCUUCAUAACACCCUUGGCGACCUGUGGGUGUCAUACCUGGGCAAGGUGUACGACUUGACACCAUUGGUGAAUGAAUUUAAAGGGGAUGUACUUCUGAAGCCUAUCAUUGAGUGUGCAGGAAAGGACAUCAGUCACUGGUUUGACCCAAAGACAAAAGAUAUUCUGACCCACAUUGACCCACUAUCUGGGUGUGUGAAGUACUACACCCCUAGGGGGCGCUUUGUGCACGUGCCCCCUCCCUGCCCUCGUACUGACUGGACCAAUGACUUUGGGCGACCCUGGUGGAGAGAUACGCAAUAUGAGGUGGGACUACUUUCUGCCAAGACCAGGUGGAUCCGCAUCAUCAACACCCUCACAUCCCAGGAGCAGGGUCUGGAGGUGUGUUCCGAGGAGACCUUGAAUGAGAUUCUCCAGCGGUACCUCCGCUACAACUCUCACGCCGCCAGCUACACUUGGAAGCACGACUGUGUCAACCUGGACAUGAGUAAAACGCUGGAGGAGAACGGCAUCCCCGACGAGGACGAGGACUUCUACAACACACGCAUGGACCGCGACCUCUUCUCCCAGUCCAUCUGCCUGUACUUUAACGACGACCUCACUGAACUUUAACCCCAUAUGUAAGGAUGUUAGAAAAUGGUGGUGAGCAAUAUGAGCAGACAAUCUAUUAAAAUGUUGACUCACAAAAUACAUUUUCUGUAUGUGUUAUUUGUUAGCGUUAUAUUAUUGUUGUAGCAAUUUUAUUAUAGCCAAUUUAACACAUUAGGACUUGAACUGGUAACCUCACAAUUAACCUGUUCCUUUCCUUGUCAUUCUAUCCCAGUGUCAUCCUUUUGUCAUUCCUUCAAAGCUUCUUGCAUCUUUACAGUAGGCCUACAUAAAUUCAUGCCAACAUUUUACAUAAAAUAGCAUGGUAACCAUGGUAAUUGUUUAUGUGAUAUUCAACAGCACCUUUGUGGCUCUGCUGGGUUAAGAUUUCCAUUUACAAUAUCAGGUUUAGUCAGUCUGAUAUAUAAUAUCAAAUCAAAUUUUAUUGGUCGCAUACACAUGGUUAACAGAUGUUAUUGCGAGUGUAGCGAAAUGUUAUCCAUAGUUCUAUUAAUCAGUGACCUGUCAUUGUUAUCAAUAUCUAGGCUAUUUAUCAUCAUACACAAUUAUACACACAGUUUUUCCUCUAAAAUGUGCAUAAUGUAUGUAUGUAUGUCUGACCAUAGACCCCUUUAACAAAGCUGGGCUGCCUGAAGGGAGACCAACCAUUGUCUGACUCCUAGAGGUUCCCAUGGCCUUACUGCCACCCAUAUCAAAGGGACUCUAGUGAAAGUUUGCAAUAUGAUUUUCAAUGUAUCCUCUUUCAUUUUAAUGCUUCCAGAAUGUUAAAAAAUAUAUUUUCGAUUUAUAUUAUUAUAAUAAUAAAAUCACCUCCAGUUGA